CGCGGCUGGCGCAGUUGCGGUACGCAAGCACUCCGGAGUGGAGCGCAACUUCGGAACCGCGUGCAGUGGGUGGGAGUUGCAGCCCUCGUGAGUCAAGAGAGCGAAGAGUAACCGAAAGAACGGACUUCUACUCAGUCUGUCCGCGGCCGUCCGUCAAGCAGACGUCUCCGACUCUUGUCUUUUCCCCUACUUCCCCCGUUUUCGUCCGUCGUUCAUCGAGUGCUUGUUUCGCAGUGUCUCAAAGACCUCGUGGGAGCCACAUGGUGUCCAUCGCGCGAUUGUUACCUCUAACACCCUAAGUGUCGCCACCGUUCGCGUCGAUUACGAGAAUCGAUAUUAAUCAUCGUACACACGCUUAUGACAGUUUGUCGCGUUGGUUCGUACUUCGUGCAUGAGAACGACUGGAACGUGUGAUCAAGUGGCAAGACGUGCAAGUAUGUGGUACGCGAAUUUUUUCGCUGGCCUAAUAGGCCUGAUCUUUAUUGUUGGUUCGCCACCCUGGUGUUCAGAUGCGUUUAACGUCGAUACCAAACACUACGCCGUUUAUCGAAGAGAUCCCAGCUCCAUGUUCGGAUUUGCUGUCUCCGUCUACAGAGCCAGGGACGGUCGAGGAUACGUGAUAGUGGGCGCGCCGGAAGCCGAAACUGCCCAGAAGGACGUCUACAGAGGUGGCGCUGUCUACGAGUGCGACAUCACAGUUGAUGACCGGUGCACCUUAAUGGAAUUCGACAAUACAGGGCAUAACCACAUCAGAAAUCCAAGUGUACCGGGUGCUCUCAGUCAGAUCGAUAACAAAACCCUUCAAUGGUUCGGUGCCACGGUUUCCGCGUCGUUCGAAGAUGGAGGACCCAUAAUGGCGUGCGCCCCGAGGUACGUCUGGUUCUCGUUGUCCCAGCAGAAGUACGAUCCGGAUGACAAUCGAUGGAGCAAGGAGUCGACCGCUGGAAACCGAAGGGAACCAGUCGGCACAUGCUGGGUCGUCCCCGGAAACUUCAACAAGCCGCUGGAAUUUUCACCCUGUCGAACCAGGUACUGGGGAUACCAUAGACAGGGUACGUGUCAAGCUGGAUUCGGCGCUGCCAUGUCCAAGAACGGUAAGAGGCUGUUCAUCGGGGCGCCAGGAAGUUGGUACUGGCAAGGUCAGUUAUACUCGAUCGACACCAGUUUGAGACUGCCGUUCCAGGCGUCCGUCUUGUUCGCCCCCGAAGCAGAAGAAUCAGGCCAAGCGUUUUCACAGCCGACGAACAACCCCGCGAAAAGAAUGUUCACGAAGGAAGGGCCGGCGACCGAGGACGAUAGCUACAUGGGUUACUCUGUCACGACCGGCGAUUUUUUUGGCAACGGUGACAGCGGCACCGCCGUCGGCGUACCCCGUGGCUCCGAACUUCUUGGCAAAGUCAUUCUUUUUACCUCGAACAUGACGAAUCCUCGCAAUGUCACUGGAGAGCAAAUGGGAGCUUAUUUCGGUUACGCCGUUGCUUCCGGCGAUAUCGAUGGCGAUGGGUUAGACGAUCUUAUAGUUGGUGCGCCUAUGUACACGGUACCAGAUAACCCGGAAAUGACCAUCGAGACCGGAAGAGUGUACGUGAUCUAUCAAAGCGUUGGACCUGAAAAGUUCCGCAAAAUUGACUCUAGGGACGGGGAAAGCAACCGUGGCCGAUUCGGCUUGUCAUUGGCCACUCUGGGGGACAUCGACCGUGACGGGUACGGCGACUUCGUGGUGGGUGCUCCUUACGGUGGUCUACGUGGUCACGGCGCCGUGUACAUCUACAACGGUUCGCCGACCGGCGUGCAGGAAAAAUACUCGCAGGUGAUCUACGCUGAGAACCUCGACGUGCCGAUGGAGACCUUCGGGUUUUCCGUGGCUGGUGGCCUGGAUCUCGAAGGGAAUAAUUACCCCGACCUCGUGGUAGGCGCCUAUGAGUCUGGCACCGCUGCGUUCUUCAGGUCCAGGCCGGUCAUUCAGGUGGACUCUUACGUGUCGUUCGAUCUAGAGUCGAAGCUGAUCUCGCUGGAUGACAGGAAUUGCACGCUGUCCGACAGGAGCAGGGUUACCUGUCUGCCUCUCAGGGCUUGCUUCAAGUACACAGGGGAGGGCGUGGGCCCUGCGCACCGCUUCGACGUACAGUACGUCCUGGACGUGAAGAAGACCAAGAACCCCAGACUGUUCUUCUUGGAGCUGGAGGGGAAGAAUACUAUGAAACGCAUGAUCCGGGUGGAACAGAAUCAACAGUUAUGUCACACUGUGCAGGUCUACGUGACACCAAACAUCCGAGACAAGUUGACAUCCCUGGACGCCGAAAUGAGGAUAAGUCUCCACGAGGUAGGCUUCAGGCAACAAAACCGAGCAAGGAACCCCACGGAUCCCUUGGACCCCAUUCUCGGCUCGACGUCGUCCAGGAAGGACUCUUUGUUCAUCAGAAAGAACUGCGGCCCAGACAACGUCUGCAUCCCCGAUCUCCAGAUGAAGGUGGCGUCGAACGUGCAGAAGUACCUGCUGGGCUCUGGCAAACGGCUCGAACUAGACGUCCUCGUGCACAACAUGGGCGAGGAUGCAUUCGAGGCGACGUACAACUUGAAGCUACCCACCGGGAUCGAUUACAUCAAGGUGGAGAAGAUAGAGACCAUGGGGGUGCCUGUGCAAUGCUCCGCGCCCAAACAGACGAACAACAACACCCUUCGUUGCGAUAUCGGGAAUCCAUUACAGAAGAACGGACUGGUGAAGUUCAAGGUGCUGCUGCAACCUGUCACGUCUCACGGGAUGAAACCCAUCUACGAGUUCGAGAUGAACGUGAACACGACCAAUCCCGAGAAUCCGUCCACCACAGACGACAACGCGUAUGCCCUGAAGCUGCCAAUCUGGAUCGAGACUGAUCUACGAGUGGAUGGCGAGAGCAAACCGAAGGAUCUGUAUUACAAUCCGGAUAAUUAUACCCUGGACGCGAACGCCAGCACCGAGGCGGAGUUCGGACCUGCUAUGACGCACAAUUAUACUAUUAGGAACCAGGGUCCGUCGGAUGUCAUCGAGGCGGAGGCUUUUCUCAUUUGGCCUGCGCAAACCUUGGCUGGGAACGAGCUACUCUAUUUGCUUGAACAGCCUGAAACUUCUGGACCCAUCGUCUGCGAGUCUGCCAAUGCGAAUUACCUUAGUCUGCAGUUGGACAAACGCAGAAAGGUGUACUCGCACCACGCGGAACCAUCUGGAGUGUACCUGCACGAGUCGGGCAAGACGAUCAACGUGCAACGGGAAUUCGGUAUCAAACCAGAAGUUCUAAUCACGUCGCAGAAUAACUCGGGAGUGAGUACCAUAAGCACCGGAGACCUGUCUUCAGGCAACACUGGCAUGAGCUUCCAUAUGGAAUCUGGCAGUCAUGGAAGCACUGUGGGCACUUUGGGCAGUGGUUUCCGGACCAGCGAUGCCAGCACUUUGGGUGCAAAGGAACCUGACUUCGAAGGCCGGCUGUUGCAUCAAUCUCGCAACAAUUCUGGAGCCUACGAGAACCGCUGGAAUGUUGAAAGUAAUGCUUCUGCGAAUCACUUUGACAGAUUUCGCUCUGAAUCGAACGCGAGCGACGAAGGAUACCAGGAAUGGAUGAGACACGUGCUGGAGCAAGAGGCACAACGUCGACACGAUGAAGAGUUCAAGAGACAACGAGAGGAACAGGAACGUUUGGAUUAUGAAAUGCGACAGAAAGAGGAGGAAAGAAAGUUUCGAAAGGAGGAACAAGAGGAAGAGGAGGAACGAAGAAGACAAGAGGAAGAGGAGGAACGAAGAAGACAGGAGGAAGAGGGGGAACGAAGAAGAAUGGAGGAACAGGAGAUACGAAGGAGACAGUGGGAAGAGGAGAUGCGAAAGAGGCAAGAGGAGGAACAGAGAAGAAUACAGGAAGAGACGAGUAGACGUUACGAAGCUUCUUCUAGAGGAUAUGGCGGUGGACAGGGUAGGUUGAUCAGUGGUGAUAGAGAGGAAACUAUUCGGCCAGGAGAAUUCGGAUUCCAGCUGCGUAACGUUAGCUCCACGCAGGAUCUUGAACGAUUAUUCGGAUCCUUAUCGAAAUCAGCGAGUGGCUAUGAGCUGUACCAGAGACAGGGCAAGCAUUAUGUUCAAUUUAUGGGGCGAUUUAGAACAUCUCCUGAUGAGAGAGAGUUCAUAGAAUUCCAGGAUGGCUCUACGUUUCCUCUUCAGAACAGUUACGGUAGUCAGAGCUAUAGCUCAGGCUCUGCUGGGCCUACGGACAGCAAAUUCUUGAGGAUAGAGGGUGAAUUUUUCAUCGAUUCAAAUGGGAGGAGGUACAUUGUGCUUAACGAUGGUCGUAGGUUCCCUCUACAGGGUUCCUUCACCUAUACCGAAGAAAGAACGUACACGUUGGAUCCACGUGGCUACCAAGGAGGUAGGACAGGUAGUAAUUACGAAUCGAGAAAUUAUAGUCAUUCUUGGAACGAAGGGCCUAGGCAAGAUGGUGGCAUAGAAAGGGAACACGAGACCCAGUAUACCAGUACUCACGAGGAAAGGAGAACAGAGGAAAGAAAGGUGACUAGCAGGGUCUAUGGAAGAGACAAUCGCGAAACCUUCGAAGAGGGUGCAUCGACUAGGGUUCCCAACACUAACGAAGGCUCCAGGUUGAAGAGAGAAAGCGACAUGAUUAGCGUAAAGGAGUUCAAGAAGUUCGAGAAACUUCACAGAAUACCUAGGGACCUGGACAAAGACCCUAUGAUCCCCCAGGGCGAAGUUGACGACACUGUGGAUGACGAGAGUGAUCCUAAGUCACAGGGAUCGAUUGGCCACUGUGACAGUGCCAAGUGUGUCGCACUGAAAUGCGUUUUGGGUCCCCUGAAGAAAGAUCAGGAGGUCUGGAUUGUGGCUAGGUACAGGGUAGACGCGAGGACACUAAAGAAGGUGACUCUUCAGGAGAAAGUCAUGGUCUCGACUAAAUUGGUAGCUAAGGUCACGAAGCAGCCGUACAUUGGUGCACCUGCUGAACAGAUGAUGAGGAGCCAUGAAAUUAAGACAAACGUCGAACCAAGUAUAACGCCAUCUGUGCCGGAUGUUAUUCCACUAUGGGUUGUGGUGCUCUCUGCCUGUGCUGGAACGAUCAUCCUACUGCUGCUUAUUUUCUUGCUACACAAGUGCGGAUUCUUCAAGAGGAACAGACCGUCUGACGCCCCAGAGAGGGAGCCAUUGAACAGGAACGGCGACUUCUAACACGAUGGCGAUUACUGUAAAAGAUUAGCCAAGACUCGACCAGCGGGAUCCAUUUCCGAAAAUCGUCGAACGAUCUGAACGAACGAGCCAGGAAGUGCCUUAAUCCUCCUCGAAUCUCGCGAAGGAGCUGAUCUAUGCACUGGCUGGGUCACAGCUCGUCACACGAGCAACGAGACUAACUGUAAUUAACAAAAUCGCGAGUGCCUUUAAUCUCCAGGCCAGAACAGGCAAACUGCGAACAACCAUUUGCAGAAACGAGGUUCUGGAGCGAUUCUGCGAUUAUUUUUUACUGCCACUGAAUACUCCUUCCAGCUCCUGCAGCUCGAUCAUGCAAGUUUCUAGUCAGGAGACGUUCUUUUUUUCCCUUUCUCUUAAUUAUUAUUAUACUCUCCUCUUCUCCCUCUUCUUUUUCCAAUUGUCUGUAAUUUACUUAAGCCAUUCGCUCGUCGAUUGUAACGAGCAAUAACGAUCGAACUGCCUCGAUGAUGUGGAGAUUGAAAGAAAAAUAGUCCGCAGAAAUGCCUUGCUAUUUAUACGUUGGAGAAUAGGUUGCACUUUUGUACUCCGUUUUAGAGCUUAUCGUUACUUAUCCUUCCCUCGAGAAAACGUUUGCGUGCGAAGAAUUCUGUAAAACAUGGCGACCGAAGGGGAAACGAUUUAUUUCUGAUUUUAUUCGACGGAAUUGUGUACAAACGAUAAUUUGCUUCUUGCGAUCCAAACAAUUGCGAAAUAGUUCGAGAUUGCCGAGAUAACUGUCCAGUUUUGUGCAUUGUAAAUAUACGACGGUAUAUUCAGGCUUUUCUGCUGAGAUGCUCAGUAUGUCGAUGUAAUUCUGGUUUCCAUUGGUAAGGACGUUUAAUCGGCCUGAAUGCUUCGAGAUUCACGUCGACAGGGAUCUCAUUCAUCGACAGUCGAUUUACGUUUUCUCUCCACUAUUUUCUUGUUUUUUUAACGAGCUCGAGAACGGGAGUUUUCGAUUAUUUAUUUGAAAUUUCUACAUUAUUAUAUGUAUAUGUAUAACGUAUGAUAGA
This is a messenger RNA of Eufriesea mexicana, 6234 nucleotides long. RefSeq names its product integrin subunit alpha inflated (gene if). Gene Ontology annotation, biological process: cell-cell adhesion; cell adhesion mediated by integrin; integrin-mediated signaling pathway. The transcript has 14 exons. Lineage: Eukaryota; Metazoa; Arthropoda; Insecta; Hymenoptera; Apidae. Gene Ontology annotation, cellular component: integrin complex; external side of plasma membrane. The coding region runs from base 392 to 5203 and encodes 1603 amino acids. Gene Ontology annotation, molecular function: integrin binding. The record is from RefSeq and is a predicted model, not a curated record.